AUGCCGGGCCCAGGUCUUUUAUCUGAUGGUUGGUUCCGUGAGAAGAGCUCCAUGUGGCCUGGGCAGGCGCAGGGGCUCAAGGUGGAGAAGGUGCUGUACGACCAGCCCACGGAAUUCCAGCACCUGACGGUUUUCGAGUCCGACCCGAAGGGACCGUGGGGCACCGUCAUGACACUUGACGGCGCCAUCCAGCUCACUGACUAUGACGAGUUCGUCUACCAUGAGAUGCUUGCGAACCUGUCGCUGACGUGCCAUCACAAGCCAGAACGCGUUCUGGUCAUUGGCGGUGGCGAUGGCGGUGUCGUGCGCGAGGUGCUGCGCCACAAGAGCGAGAAGGAGGGCAUUGUACAGUCUGUCGAGCUCGUUGACAUUGACGGCGCCGUGAUUGAGCAAAGCAAACGGCACUUCCCGCAGAUCGCUUGCGGCCUCGCGAACCCGUGCGUGACGGCGAUGGUGGGCGACGGUGUCGCCUUUGUAGGCAACGCGCCGGAUAACGUGUACGAUGUCGUCAUCAUCGACACAACGGACCCUGAGGGGCCGGCGUCGGAGCUGUUUGGCGCGGAAUUCUACAAGAACGUUCGUCGCAUUCUGCGGCCCGGCGGCAUCGUAUGCAACCAGGGCGAGUCCAUCUGGCUGCACCGCCCGCUGAUAGAGAAGAUGAUGAAUUUCCUGAAGAAGGACAUCGGCUUUACCACCGUCAAGUACGCGAUGAUCUACACCCCAAUGUACCCGUGCGGCAGCAUCGGCACACUCGUCUGCGCUAAGUCUGUCGACACGGACUUGACAGUGCCGAGGAGACCGGUGGAGUCGCUCGGGUUUGCCGACGAGCUCAAGUACUACAGCAGUGACAUGCACCGGGCAGCGUUCGUGCUGCCGCGCUUCGCGGCGUACCUGAACGAGUAG
Messenger RNA from Leishmania braziliensis MHOM/BR/75/M2904, 903 nucleotides. RefSeq names its product putative spermidine synthase. NCBI's taxonomy places the organism in Eukaryota, Euglenozoa, Kinetoplastea, Trypanosomatida, Trypanosomatidae. Gene Ontology annotation, biological process: spermidine biosynthetic process. The transcript has a single exon. Gene Ontology annotation, molecular function: spermidine synthase activity. Gene Ontology annotation, cellular component: cytosol. Bases 1 to 903 code for a protein of 300 amino acids. The record is from RefSeq and is a predicted model, not a curated record.